AUGAAAUACGAAGGCCAGUCCAGUGAUUCGCAACACGAUCACCAUCGAUAUUCUGCAGAUAUCAACAACCCUCAACCCAGCGAUUCUGAAGGUACUACAGACCCAGAAACCCGGAACGGUCCAGGACAAUACAAUAGUCGUUCUGGAAGUGGCAGCAUCCCCACAGACGGGAGUCUUGAAAGGCGUGACGCUACAAGUGCCCAAGUUCGUCAAACCUUAACUCGACAGCUCCAGUAUACACACCAUUCAUCAUCGUCAUCAUCAUCAUCAUCCAGCCGAUUUACCAACUCACAGCCCGCGGAACAGAAUUCCUCCACGCGUCCAACGUCUGCAGGCAGUCAAGUCACAGAUGAUACAGCACUCGAGUCAUUGCCCGUCAUUCCUAGAGGUAGCCGUGUUCAGAUCUUGGACACAAAACCGAUCGCUAACUACAGGACGGCCAACAAUCGAGAAAAAGAGCAGCUGCCGAACAUCCUCAAUACGGUACCGAAGGUGAUCAAGAAGUUGAACGAACUGCGAAGAAAUUCAAACCGAGUUGAGGAAAUUGACACGGCCAUUAUGAGCUCGGAGGGUGAAGAGCAUCCGUUGGCGAACCUUGAGGAGUCCCCGAUCUCAUUUUCACUCGAAAAUUACCCUCUGCUCCUAAAUAUCACCCGCCCUCGCCACUAUCUCCCCAAAAGACCCAUCCUCGUUAAUGACAUUAGCCAACCGUUCUCUCAAAAGGAGGAAGAACUCUUUCUUGUUGAUUGCUCUGACGAGCUACUGGAAAAAAUAAACAAAACAUCAUCCCAAAAGUGCAGUUCAGGCCUCAACGCAGAUAUUCUACCUUGGCCCAAAAUUCCCGCAAAUGUUCUACCCAGGCCCAAUGUGUAUAACCCUUCAAACAGAUACCAGGUAAUGUUCAAUUCAUGGGAAUUCAAAUUUAAUGAAAAGGGGAGUGAUGGUGAUCAAGCAGAACUGUCUCUUUCUCCCACGAACACGAGUAUGCUCCUCACUGGACCGAUUGAAGAAGCCGCUGUAGAUUUGAACGAUCAUCGAUCUAGCGGAGAUGAUAGGCACCUUUUUCAUCCUCAAGACACAACCCCAGAAGUCAAUAGUACAACGGAAGACCUACCCAGAACAUUGCACCAACCAGAGGAAGUCAAAAGUAGCAAGACUCAAGGAAUGAACACAUCGCUGGUCAAUUUGGCCCAACAUGCCAUCCAUGCAUGUGAAAAUACCAAAUCUUCAAAGAGUAAUGGAGACCCGGACGAUCUAUGCAUAGUCAAAUUUCACACACCAGGAUUCUCUUUGACGUCAUUGAACGUUCUCGAUAUGAUUAAGAUUUGCUAUCCCGAGACAGCUUCGCAAGAGAAACCUGCAGUCAUUCGGCAGCAAUGUAACGACACCAUUCAUAUUCUUUGGGAGUAUAAAGUUCCUAUCGAUCGACUCAUUACGAAAUUCCAUAGCCUCUGGGUAUACUACAAAUUUACGGAUUUAAGCGAUUUUUUACAAUGGGAGCAAGGAGUCGCUUGUUCUCGACAAUUCAGCGUGGAGCUUUAG
Messenger RNA from Sclerotinia borealis F-4128, 1542 nucleotides. The record is from the annotation of a GenBank genome assembly. Lineage: Eukaryota; Fungi; Ascomycota; Leotiomycetes; Helotiales; Sclerotiniaceae.